Hyposmocoma kahamanoa is the source of this 1451-nucleotide messenger RNA. Its product is annotated as atrial natriuretic peptide receptor 2-like. The record is from RefSeq and is a predicted model, not a curated record. Gene Ontology annotation, biological process: receptor guanylyl cyclase signaling pathway; cGMP biosynthetic process; intracellular signal transduction. Lineage: Eukaryota; Metazoa; Arthropoda; Insecta; Lepidoptera; Cosmopterigidae. The transcript has 9 exons. The coding region runs from base 1 to 1302 and encodes 433 amino acids. Gene Ontology annotation, molecular function: guanylate cyclase activity; peptide receptor activity.
AUGCGUGUUACAUCUUCCAAAAGAUUAUACAAAAUUCUCGCAGCGAGCCGAAAACUAACUGCCAACUACGAGUUUCUAUUCGCCAUGGAAGAGCUCUCCCUAGCGCUGAUCUCAGUGGCAGACCUCGAAACGCAAGAGCAGUUGGUCAUAUACGCGUACCAUCAAGCUCUAGGAAUCGAACAUUUGGGCGCCACAUUACAGUUUCUCCAGGCAGAGAAUAGGGCUGAAUUCCAAGUUCUCGACGAAGUUCUAGAUUUUUACAAGCAAUUCCCUUUAGUGCGGAAUGAAAGUCUGGAAGAGGUGAAGUCAGGAGCCUGGAUGACGUACUACAUUUUGGAAUCUCAAGAUUGCAUUAACAAGUUGAAGCUAGUUCAGACACGGCUUUGGGAUUUUGUGCAACAAUCAGUGAGGCGUGAAGUGUGGUUAGCGCGGCAGACUCUGGCCAUCGGUGUUGCCAUCCUCACCAUCGUGCUACUAGCUUCACCUGUGUUGGUUCUUCUCAUACGGCACACCGUUAACACUAUCCAGACUUUCAACAGAUCUAUAGAGAUAAGCACUCAAAGAUUGAUGUUGGAAAAGCAGAAGAGUGACAUUCUCCUAUCUCGAAUGCUACCAUUACCUGUAUUACGAAGAUUGAAAGCCCAACGCUCGGUCCCCGCGGAAUCCUUCGAUGCUGUCACCAUUUUCUUCAGUGACAUUGUCGGUUUUACUACAUUAUCUGCCAAUAGUAGUCCUAUGGAGGUGAUCAAUAUGCUCAAUAUGUUGUACAGGUUGUUCGAUGACAAAAUAAUGCAGUACAAUGUGUACAAAGUGGAGACGAUCGGAGAUGCCUACAUGGUCGUCUCAGGGCUGCCACAGAGAAACGGUAAUCGACAUGCUUCAGAAAUAGCAGACAUGGCACUGGCCCUGAUGAGGGGUAUGGAAGGUGCUACAGUUCCGCACCGGCCGGAGGAACCACUUCGCAUCCGAGCUGGUGUCAACACAGGACCAUGUGUCGCUGGAGUUGUGGGCACCACGAUGCCUCGUUACUGUCUCUUUGGAGACACUAUUAAUGUAGCUAGCCGUAUGGAAAGCACUGGAGAAGCUAUGAAAAUUCACAUAUCCUAUUCGACGAAAAUGGCAUUAGAUCAAAUUGGUGGCUACGAGAUUCAACCGCGAGGCGAAAUUAAUGUUGCGGGCAAAGGCACUAUGGAAACUUUUUGGCUUGUCAGGAAGAUUAAUAAUCUCGAAUCAGAAAGCCCACAGGAACUGAAGCUUCACGACUAUGACCAAAACGUACACGAGCUUCUUAUUUUGAAUUAAGUUCGGACUUAGAGUUAUGGUCUUGUAUUCACUAAAAAUCUGAUAUAUUGUAAUUGUAAUAAUGAACAAUAGCAAAUGUAUUUACAGUCGGCAUCAAAAGUAUCAGAGCGUUCAGAGCAUUGAGUUAACCAGAAAUAGAGACGAAAUAA